Messenger RNA from Anneissia japonica, 3928 nucleotides. Its product is annotated as monocarboxylate transporter 13-like. The transcript is spliced from 6 exons. Bases 45 to 1496 code for a protein of 483 amino acids. Gene Ontology annotation, molecular function: transmembrane transporter activity. The record is from RefSeq and is a predicted model, not a curated record. Lineage: Eukaryota; Metazoa; Echinodermata; Crinoidea; Comatulida; Comatulidae. Gene Ontology annotation, biological process: transmembrane transport.
AUGAGAAGUUUGGAUAUGAAAUAUUGUUGUGGUAAAAAAGUAACAUGGUGUGCUGUCUGAAUGGACCCAUCAGUUUCAUCAAGAAACACUGGUCGCUCGUAAUAAUAUUCGCUGCAAUGAUUCACUGUCUGUUUUUCGGUGGUUUUAUUUUCAGCUACAACUUACUUUAUCUUGAGCUUAGGAAAUCAUUUAAUUCUACUGCAACGGAGACAGGUGUGCCUGGUGCUAUCUCAAUCUCACUAUUCAGUUGGUGCUCUGUUGUCGUGACAUUCUUUUUCCAGAAACUUGGCCAUCGAGCGACAGUAUUCAUUGGCGUGACGCUAUGUUGUCUAGGUCUUUUAACAUCAUCAUUUGCGCAACAAAUUUCGAUUUUAUACAUCACAUACGGUGUGUUUUAUGGACUUGGCCUUAGCCUUACUUAUGUUACUAUUAUCGAUUUAAUAAUAAGGAAUUUCGACAAACGCAACGCAACAAGAGCGACUUGCUCGGCAUUGACUGGCGUAAGCCUAGGCCUUCUAGCUGCACCAUGGAUUGAGUGGCUGUAUGAAAAGUACUCAUGGCGUAAUACGUUGAGAAUAAUCAGUGGCUGUUUGGCAUUAGUUGGAUAUUCAACUGGACUAGUAAUGAUAGAUAUGAAACCAACGCAUGUAAAACUAUCCAUCGCAUGCGAAAAAUACGAAAACGAUAAAUGCAGCGGUGGGCCUAUCUGUGAUAGCUCUAAAGAUGGCGACAAUAUUGAAACGUAUACACAGACACAUAGCAAUAAAGAAGUGUAUGCGGUGGAAAAAAAGAUGGACACAAAAUUUGAAGUUGAUUUAAUAAGAAACAAAUCUUGCAUAGCAAAAUAUAUUGCUGUGCUUAAAAGAAGAGAUUUUACCAUUUCUUUACCUGGUAUCUUGCUGGCGGCGACUGCUACAAUGUUUACAUACAUCAGCGUUGGCAACUUUCUGUUUGAAGCAGGAAUGGAUAACGAUCAUAUAGCUCUAGUUAUAGUUUGGAUGGGCAUAGGUGAUCUUACUGGAAGGAUAAUAGCUGCCGUAUUUUCGGAUGGAUUGCCGAUAUCGAGGACUUUCCAAUACGCUUUAAGUAACGUUGUUGCUGCAGCACCUUCAGUCGCUUUACCUUUUAUAUCGUCAUCAAGUGGUUUAACAGCAGCAUUGAUUAUAAUGAGUGUUCCGCGUGCAAUUCUAAAUGUUUUGCUACCUUCCGUUGCAAUGGAAAUAUCCUCUGAUGAGACUCGGUCUGAAGCAGUCGCUUUAAUCUAUAUGGCGUUUGGUGCCGGGACAUUUAUCACACCUUAUCUCACAGACACUUUGUUUGACAAUACCGGAUCUUACGUCAUGCCCUGGUUCAUCUGUACUACACUGUACCUGAUUUCAGCCGUGUUCCUGUUGCUUGCCGUGUAUGCAAAGAGAAAACACGAAAGGACAAGUAUUCAAAAGUACGAUCGAGUAGAAAAAGAUGAUUGCGAGAUAGCUAAAACAGAGUUAAAAUAAUAUUUGUCAAAAGUUACUCAGGAUUAAUUAGGGUCACAGUUUCAACAAAAAAAAGUAACUUUUUUAUAUUAGAUAAGUAGGCCUACAAGGUAUUUAUUUAUAAAAUAUUAAAAAAAGAAUAGUAAAAUAAACAAAAAUUAUACACUUGGUUUUAUAAGCACAGGUAAGAAAAGGACAAUAGGGAAAAUAUUUCAAUUUACUGAAGUUAACUCAAAAACUUGGAGAAGUUAUAAUUUUGUAUUUGUAAUGCAACAUGCAUUAUUCUGAUUUUCGUGUGGAGGUACCACUAGUUUACUAGCUAUGUUACUGAAUUUGUGAGAAGCAUCGAAAAAGAAUUUGUUGAAUACCGUGCAUUACAGCCAAGACGCUUGAUUUAGAGUUUUUGGAUUUUCGUCCUUAUUCAGAGGCAAUGUGGAAUGCGUUAUAAUUAAUUUGUUUUUCACAAGGAUGCAACGGAAGGGAUGAAUACUAUCGACGUAGCCCCUGCUGCCCCUCCCGCCCGCUGGCGCCGCCACUGAUUAUAACGUUAAUACGUGAAUCAGAAAAACUUAGGAAGUUAGCUAAUUUGCAUACAACUUAUUCCAAUAACUAACAAACUACCAACAGAGGGCGACAUUUGUCGUGAUUUCAAAUUACUGUAGUAAAGAAAUCUGUUUCCAAGCCGACUCUUAAUCUAUGGAAUUCACUAUUUAGAUAUGUACUGUCCAUCAUGAGCAAAAAAAUAUUUUUAAAAAUCAAUUCCAGAUUUGAAUUGUUUAAUUUGCAUAUUUAAUUUACAAUAAAAAUAUUGAAUGAUAAUUUUUUUCGUCAUUAACAGACAGUUAAAUAAUAGCUUUCCUGUAUUCUUUUGAAUAGUUAAUCAUUUUUUUAAAUUUUUGAUGAUAAUAAUUUAUUGAAACGACACCUUUAUAUCUGUGGCACACGCUCAUACACGGUGCGUUCACAUACAAAACAAGAUAAUAAGUUUUAAAUAAACCAUAAAAAUCACAGAGUAAAUUACAAAAUGAAAUUAAAAAAAGUUUUAAACACAGUAACAAUGCCAAAACUAUCAAAGUUGUAAUUGUUAGGUUUUCAAUUCCUUUUUUCCAAUUGCUAUUGAAUGUCUUGUAGGUCUAUUAUCAGCUAUUUUUUCGAUCCGUUUCUGGUUUUAAAAUGCAACCAUGUUAUUUGAUGUGAAGCUAGAGGGCGUCAGCAGUUAUUCAAGCGACAUGAGAUAUUACACAUGAAAUUCUAGUGCAGUGUUCUAUUGUCAUAAUCGCCGUUAAGCGAAAUGUUUAUAACUAUAAAAAGUGUUUUUGUAGAAUAACUUACAGUUCUUGGAUGAUGUUUAAUAUUUGAACGUAUUGUACCAUUAGUCGGGCCGACCUACUGGCACUGCUUGACAGACCCCGUGGUUUCAUGCAAAUAAAUAUUUAUUUAUUUACUUUCUUUUAAAGUAAGAGAAGUGAAUACAAUACUACUAGUCGUAAUUACAAAUUUGAACACUUCACAGAAAUCCUAUAAAAAAAAAAAAUCACUAUUGACAUUUCUAUCAUAAAAAGAAUAGUAAUAAACAUGAAGAUUUUUAAAAUAAGACUUUUGGUGAUACGCAUGUAAAAGUGAGAAUAACGGGCCUUUAAUAAUGUAGAACAGAAAGAAUGAUAAAAAAAAGCUAUUCAGAAAAUACAACAAUGUAAAAUCCCAGAAAAUUAUAUGCAUUAAGAGAAACAAAAAAAAAAAUAAAAUAAAAAAAAAAAUCAGUUGAACGAAAAUGGGGACUUAUUAUGGAUGCAUUGAAUUGGUCUAUAUACCCUAUUACAUUUCUUAGGCCUAUUUAACGGGUCCGAUCAGUGCGUUUGGAUGAGAGCGCGCGUACUUAGCGAGCCGCUUUAAGCCAUUCAGAAAACUGGAAACGUUGUUUACAUUUUCAACGUUCAUAAAAUACGUUGGUGACUAUUAUUUAAUUAUAACAGUUUGCGAUAUCCACUUUAAAAUAGAACUGCCUAUCAAGCUAUCUUUAUUGUAUUUGAGCUACAAAUAGCUGUUUCCUGCCUACAUCAAGUAAACUGUAAGGUAUUUAAACAUCGAUCCUCAUUUUUUCCAGGUUACCUGAUUUAUCAUUUAUCACAUUUUUAUCGUUUUCCGGUUGUUUUUUCUUCUGUUGCGUGUUCGUCAUGAUUGAUGCUAUCUUUAAUUGAUUCUAUUUGAUUUGUGGAAUACGUCGAAACGCACAAAGUAGACAUUAUUUAUUAUUAAGUAUUAGUACAUGAUGCAACAACCGUGACAAGAGCCGCGGGAGGAGAUCGAGGGUUUUGGAUAAAACCACUAUAAUAUAAUCUGAUGGACACAUAGACAAUAUGAUAAAGGUUAACUUCUCAAGAUGUAUACAAUUUGCUAUUAUUUACAUUCUCAUUUUCGGUUUGUAAAUUGAUACGAUGUUUUAUUCAUCACGA